CAUAGCCUUUAAAACCUCAAUUCAUGACAAAAAACAUACCUCCAUCAGUGGAUGUUUUUUCUCCAUAGAAAAUGUUUUAGCUCUUCCCUGAAUUGCCACACAUCCUCUCUAGGUUACAAUCGUGGGUUGCCAGGAGAGAAAACUUCGUUUUUACAGCAUCCAUCCACGCUCAUUGGAAUUGUCACCUUUAUCACACCCUUCUCCUUUCCUUCAGCUCACAGGACGCACGUGUGAUGAUAGCAAACCUGAAAGCAGUCAUGUUUUUUCCGUUUCUUCAUUCAGCGCAGAUUGCGUUGGUAGGUUUUGUCAGGUCAGCUGCCUGCUAAGGUGCAUUUUUAAUUUCCCUUGGGGUGUUGUAACGAGCUGUUAAUAUGUCCUUAGUAGCAGCAAAUGGCCUGUUGUGACCUACAUGUUUUUGCGGUUGAACACACCAGGGUAACUACUUUGUGGUUCACAAGUUUCUCUGGCUGUUCCCUUGGUAGGUGGAGGAGUGCGAAAGGGAACGAGGUGGAGAAUGGAACAUGAUUGGAUGGAUGCUAUCCAAGUUUACAAAAUCCAAUGUCUCAGUCUUAUUGCAGAGAAGGCCAGCCAGUGAACAUGGGCAACAUUUUUGGCAACCUCUUGAAGAGCCUCAUUGGCAAGAAGGAGAUGAGGAUUCUGAUGGUUGGCCUGGACGCGGCUGGGAAAACAACUAUAUUAUACAAACUCAAGCUGGGCGAAAUAGUCACAACCAUUCCUACCAUCGGAUUUAAUGUGGAAACAGUGGAGUAUAAAAACAUCAGCUUCACAGUGUGGGAUGUCGGCGGCCAGGACAAGAUCAGACCCUUAUGGAGGCACUACUUUCAGAACACACAGGGUCUGAUUUUCGUGGUGGACAGUAAUGACCGUGAGCGGGUGAAUGAGGCCCGCGAGGAGCUAAUGCGGAUGCUGGCAGAGGACGAGCUCCGGGAUGCUGUGCUUUUGGUCUUUGCCAACAAACAGGACCUGCCUAAUGCUAUGAACGCUGCUGAGAUCACAGACAAGCUGGGCCUUCACUCGCUGCGCCACCGUAACUGGUACAUCCAGGCCACGUGUGCCACGAGCGGCGACGGCCUGUACGAGGGCCUGGACUGGCUGGCAAACCAGCUCAAGAACAAGAAGUGAGGCCUGCCUGCCUGCCAGGCUGGCAGUGCGGUGAGGAGAGCCCUGAGCCAGCGCCUCAGCAGAGAAGCAGUGCUGAUGGGAGUUUCCUGCUCUCUUGACAGGAUGAGAUGGGGGGUGGGAGGCCAGAACGGAGUUUACAACUGACCCUCUUCACUCCUCUCUUAACCUCCUCUUCUUUUGUGCUAAGCCGACUUGUAUAGACAUCAUUAUCUCUAUCUGAGGUGCAAAGGAGCUAUUAUGACAAUGAGAUGUUUUUGUGGUGUUUGUGAUGUUUACUUUUGUUCAGAUUUUGAAUCUGAGAAGCUGGCUUCCACCGUUAUAUCGUAAUGUACUGUUAUGCGAUUCUGAACAAAUGUAUAAUGUUAAUUGAGAACAUUCUAGCUUGUCAGGAAAGCUAUAACGAAUUGCAAAUAACUAAGGAAAGGAAAUACAAUAGCAUUUUCAUCAAUCACCCAGUCUUGCUUUCUUUUGUUUAUCAUAAAUUAAUCAUUGUUGCAGUGCAAUAUAAAAUUAUUAAUUCUACUUCUGACUAUUUCCUGUCUCUGGCAUAUGGUUAAAUUCACACAAUCUUGUGUCUCACUGCAUUUAAUUAGAUUGUUUCCUUUCAAAAGACACUUCAGCGAAGAUUUGACUCUCCACCAAACUCAACAACCCAAUCAAUGAUGGGUUGGUUGGAGAUGAGCUGUGGUCUUGUGUGGUGGAUAUUCCACAAAUGUUUGAAUGCUCUCCAACAUCAUUUCAAUUUUUCUAUGAUGGCUACAGCCAUGUGUUGGGAAUAUUGUUAUGUAAACAGCUCUUGUUUUUCUGCUUUGGAAACAUAAAGAUUGGCAGCAGGUAUCAACAAGUAGAUGUGCAUUCUCUUGUAUCGAAUGGGUUGAUGGUUCAAUAUACAUUUUGAAUUUGA
Messenger RNA from Alosa alosa (allis shad), 2047 nucleotides. It is a transcript of the gene arf3a, whose product is annotated as ADP-ribosylation factor 3a. Lineage: Eukaryota; Metazoa; Chordata; Actinopteri; Clupeiformes; Clupeidae. The record is from RefSeq and is a predicted model, not a curated record. Gene Ontology annotation, cellular component: plasma membrane; cytoplasm. Gene Ontology annotation, biological process: vesicle-mediated transport; intracellular protein transport. Bases 559 to 1143 code for a protein of 194 amino acids. Gene Ontology annotation, molecular function: GTP binding; GTPase activity. The transcript has 5 exons.